AUGGAAAUCUCCAUCCCUGGAAAAGGCAUCGGGACAGCUCUGCUCUGCUGCUGCCUCCUGAGCUCUGUGUGGGCUCUGGUUGACCCUGAUGAUGUUCUUACAAAAGAAGAGCAGAUCUAUCUUCUGGUGGAAGCUAAGGAGAAAUGUCAGAGGGACAUAAAAGCCCAACUGGAGAAGAUUAAAGACCCCAGCUGCCUUCCUGAGUGGGAUGGGAUUAUCUGCUGGCCAAAGGGCUCUCCCAGCCAGGAGGUCUCAGUGCCCUGCCCUGACUACAUCUAUGACUUCAACCACCAAGGUCAUGCCUACAGGUACUGCAGUGCCUCUGGGACCUGGGCCAUGGCUCUCAGCACCAACAAGACCUGGGCCAACUACACCGAGUGUGCUCUGCUCUUCUCCUCCGAGCGCCGGAGGCGUGAGAAGGAGGUGUUUGACCGUCUGCACCUGAUGUACACCACUGGUUACUCCAUCUCCUUGGCUUCCCUCAUCGUUGCUGUCUGCAUCCUCUCCUACUUCAAGCGUCUGCACUGCACCCGCAACUACAUCCACGUCCACCUCUUCACCUCCUUCAUCUGCCGGGCUCUGAGCAUCUUUGUGAAGGAUCUGGUGCUCUACUCAGGCACUGAGGCAGAAAAGAUGAGGGAGGAUGACUUCAGGGCAGAAAUGGGACCCUCAGCAGGACAACGGAGCCACCUGGUUGGCUGCAAGGUGGUGGUGACUUUUUUCCUCUAUUUUCUGGCCACCAACCACUACUGGAUCCUGGUGGAAGGUCUCUACUUGCACAGCCUGAUCUUCAUGGCCUUCCUCUCUACCAAGAACUACCUCUGGGUCCUCAUCAUCAUUGGCUGGGGUCUCCCUGCUGUGUUUGUGUCUGUCUGGGCCAGUGUCAGGGCUUCCCUGGCAGAUACACAAUGCUGGGACCUCAGUGCUGGGAACAUGAAGUGGAUUUAUCAGGUCCCUAUCCUGGCUGCCAUCGUGGUGAACUUCUUCCUCUUCCUCAACAUAGUCCGGGUGUUGGCUUCCAAGCUUUGGAGACGACCACAGGGAAGGGACCCCAGGCAGCAGUACAGGCAACUGCUGAAGUCCACGCUGGUGCUGAUGCCACUUUUUGGGGUCCAUUACGUGGUGUUCAUGGCCAUGCCCUACACUGAAGUCUCUGGGCUCCUCUGGCAGAUCCAGAUGCAUUAUGAGAUGCUCUUCAACUCCUCUCAGGGUUUCUUUGUGGCUUUUCUCUACUGCUUCUGCAACGGGGAGGUAAGUCAGGGGCUGAGCUCCCUCUGGCAGCCCCUGGAAGGUUGGGGAAGUUAA
Messenger RNA from Calypte anna (Anna's hummingbird), 1305 nucleotides. RefSeq names its product parathyroid hormone/parathyroid hormone-related peptide receptor-like. The record is from RefSeq and is a predicted model, not a curated record. Gene Ontology annotation, biological process: adenylate cyclase-modulating G protein-coupled receptor signaling pathway; cell surface receptor signaling pathway. Gene Ontology annotation, cellular component: plasma membrane. Gene Ontology annotation, molecular function: parathyroid hormone receptor activity; G protein-coupled peptide receptor activity; peptide hormone binding. NCBI's taxonomy places the organism in Eukaryota, Metazoa, Chordata, Aves, Apodiformes, Trochilidae.